AUGUCGAUUGCCGAAGUGCCGCCGGCGUUGAAGCCGCUCUUCUCGACCGCCGACCACAAUGUGGCGCUGUACCAGCGUCGAACGCCAUUCUCCUACACGAAGCCGACCCCCGGCGGACCAAAACCGCACCCAAAACCGCUCGAAUGUCCCAAGGUAAUCCCGAAAUCGUUUUGGUCAUCGCUUGAGCUCGACGACGAUUCGGACGACGAUCCGAAGCCGAUACCCGACGAGAUGCCGCAGACCGUGCAUUUGCAGUACAAUUCGCCGAUGGGCCUCUACUCGAAAGAGGCGGCCGUCGAGCAGUUCGAGCAGCAAAUCGGCGCCGCGCCGAACGCCGAUCUGCCGGCGCCCGACAAACAUUUCGAUCCGUCGAAAAGCGCCACACUCAAAUAUUUGAACGAGACCGGCGGCGGCGGCGACGACGCGCUCGGCGACGCGUUCUUCGAGAAGGUGGCGCGAGCGGAAGCGCCGCGUGCGCGCGACACCGUCGAACCCGACUGGGCGCGAAUGGCGCGCGAGAAGAGCGAACGAGCGCGCAGCAAGACGCCGGCCGAGCAACGCUAUCGGCCCGCCUCGUCGCCGGCACCGCUCAGCCAUCCGGUGCAUUUGGAGACGGCGCGCGAGCACGCCGAGAAGAACAAAAUCUUCACCCAUAACAUCCAUGAGCCUUACACUAGACCUUAUUAUGAAGCGGCCUUUAACCAAAAUCGGAUGAGGCGUUCGCAAAGCGCCGGACGAGAAUACCACAAUCGCGGUUAUGAGUUGGGCGGUUUGGAUUUCACGCAAGGGAUCCAUAUCGAUCAUGGAACCGAUUAUCAAUAUUACGCGGAGCCGCCGAGGAAGCCGCAACCGGCGAAGCAGCCGCCCGGCUAUGAAUUGGGUGGAACCGACUUCUAUCGUGGGCAUACGCCCAACGAUGGGCACUAUCGAGGACAUGGUCCCGAUCCGCCGAGACUUCGUCCGAAGUAUUCCGCCGAUCCGCACGAUCCUUGCAAUGUCGUCGUCGCGCCGAAUAUCGAGGCGGUCGACGCGAAUCUGCUGGUUGGCGACACGGUUUCGAAUCAGAAAAUCAAACACGAGGUGCGACACAUCGAUCAGAGCACGUUCGGAACGUCGUUCGCGCCGCCGCAAGGCUUCCGCCGCGAUCACACCACCGUUCGUCGGGCGCCGCCGCCGCCGCAGCCGGUGACGUUCUCGGUGUCGGCGAACAAACAUCUCGCGCGAUCGCAAUCGGUGCCGCGUUCGUCGGCGCCGCCGGAUCAACGCGACGUCUUCUACAGCGGCGCGCAGUACGAGGCCGACAAGGAGGUGUCGAUUCGGACCCUGCUGAAUGAUGAGGCGCUUAGAGUGAAUAAGCGUGAGACGUCGCCCUAUUGGGCGGAUCGCUCCGAGCAGAAGCACGCGGCGUGGAGCGGACGUGUUGAUCCGAGAUUGCAGAGAUAUGAGACGUAUAUCACCGAGCCGAAUUGGCGUCGAAAUGUCGAUCAGCGUCGUCAGGCAUGGGAGCGACGGGCGUUCGAGACCGAGCAGAAGCUGAGCCGCCCCUACUCCGAGAGGGUAGCGCCUGGCAUGCCGCCGUCAUGGCUCGCCGAGGCACAACACAAGCAGCAGCAGUGGCAGCGACAGGCGGACAACAUGAACAACUCGUACAAUCAGGCAAGUCAUGAUAUCCCAAAGAAUCAGCCGAUGAACGGUUCGCAGAACUAUCAAUAUACAUCGACGACGACGACCACCACCUCAAAUGUUCCACAAUCGCAACAUGUUCCUGAGAAUCUUGUCAACACUGGCUACAACACCAAUCAGGUGAACUAUGUUCAAUCGCACGCUGACAAGUAUGUCAAUGGUCCGCACUAUCAGCCACCGAUCAUCAAUCAGCAGCAGCAGCAGCAUCAGCAUGAGAAAAUGGAGUUCUCUGAGAAAUUCCAACGCGAUUUGCAUUCGCCGCUGAGCCGCUCGAUUCCGAUUCGUCAGGCCGGAACGUUCAGCGAGGUGUGCCGAUCGCGGCAAUCGGAUCGAUCCGAAAUCGCGUCGGACGUGAAAUCCGAGAUCAGCAUCCAUGAGGACCACCACCACCAUCACCACCAACAGCAAACCGAUCCGAUUCCACUUCCAGCACCGACUGGAAACUAUGAGGCUAGCAAUUAUAACAAGACCUACUCGACUCAUAGCACGACUACCACCACUCAGCAGCCAGUGGCUCAGCCAGCUAGCAACAACUAUUCGACCAGCUUCCACAGUGAGAGAACCUUUAACAAUAGUUCCUCUCAUCAGCCUAGCCAGGCGAUUGCGAUUCCAAGCGGUGGCAAUCAGAACUAUAGCUAUCAUACGGAGAGCCAUAGUACAACUGGACCAAUUAUUAUGCACUCGCCGGGUGGUCAAUCAUUCAAGAGCACCGAAUUCUCUUCAAGCCGCUAUAAUAAGCAGGAGAAGACAACGACGACGACGACAACCAACGGAGGCGCUCAACCGCUGAAUCGCCAUGCUAGCUAUAACUAUACGAGCAGCACGAACGAGACGCCGAAACCGGCCGGCUAUCAUCAUGAGAGCUUCACGUCGCACACGGAGAAGACGUCGAACAACACGCAACCGCAACCGGCUGCUUAUCAAUAUGAGAACUAUUUGAGUAGCCGAAAAGAGGAGAGCCGACGCGAGGAGACGAGCCGGCCGGUCUCGCAGCUCUCGCAGUACAGCGAGUCGAGAAACUACAAGCGAAACUAUUCGGAGAAGACCGAGACCACGACCGUUCCAGCGGCGACCACAAAUGUCACCCAUAGCUACAAGGAUUUGUCGAAUGCCCAAUCGGUUGAUGAUGUGUUCAAUAAGAGGACUGAGAUGAAUGAGAAGCUUCCCGUUGGAAGCAUCUCGAACACUCAUAAUAACACGGAGGGUGGCUAUCGCGACGCGAGCGGACACGACGUUCAUUAUAAGCGCGAGACGCAAACGUCGGCGGAUCCGGGCCGCGAGACGUCGCUGCUCAAAGAGGAGGAGAAGCGAGUUGUCGAGACUCCGCUCGAGCCGGGUGUCAUCUCGCGUCACGUCACCACCAAGUAUUACAAGAAGAAGACCGUCACCGACACGACGACCACCACCGCGCCGGCCUAA
Caenorhabditis bovis is the source of this 3102-nucleotide messenger RNA. NCBI's taxonomy places the organism in Eukaryota, Metazoa, Nematoda, Chromadorea, Rhabditida, Rhabditidae. The record is from the annotation of a GenBank genome assembly.